Galdieria sulphuraria is the source of this 1659-nucleotide messenger RNA. RefSeq lists its product as uncharacterized. Lineage: Eukaryota; Rhodophyta; Bangiophyceae; Galdieriales; Galdieriaceae. Gene Ontology annotation, molecular function: translation initiation factor activity. The coding region runs from base 9 to 1628 and encodes 539 amino acids. The record is from RefSeq and is a predicted model, not a curated record. Gene Ontology annotation, biological process: translational initiation. Gene Ontology annotation, cellular component: cytoplasm; eukaryotic translation initiation factor 3 complex. The transcript is spliced from 3 exons.
CGUCGUUUAUGAACGGUUUAGUGGAGGAUAGUCGAAGUUCCUCCUGGAAGAAGAAUAGUCGAACAGAUUCGAAUAUGCUGAAUUCAUCGGAUUUAUCAGAUAGAGAUGCUGAUGUUCAUUUCGUCGUUCCAGAAAGUGUGCAACAGUUUCUUUCCUAUUUUAGACAGAAAUUCCGAGAAGGAAACGUAUCAGAAGUACACACACUGUAUGAGACAAGUUUCAAUCGCUAUUCUGAACGUUAUUUCAAAACAACUUCUUGGCCUAACCCUGAAAUAGCAGCCAAGUAUGUAGAUAACGAUGAAGUAUUUUUGUUGUUUUACAAAGAACUGUAUUACCGACAUAUCUAUUCUCGUUUGCAACCCACUUUGGCACAACGAGUGGAGGCUUGGGACAACUACUGUGACUUGUUCAACUUUAUCCUCAAUGAUGGAAUUGUCGACUUUGAUCUUCCACCUUCUUGGUUAUGGGAUAUAACGGAUGAGUUUAUCUAUCAGUUUGAAACAUGGUGCCACUAUAGAAAUCGUCUAAAGAAUAAGACAGAGGAAGAGCUUGCGUACCUUAAAGACAACGAACAUAUAUGGAAUGUUAACUUUUUAUUGCAAUAUCUUCAUGCGAUGGUGAACAAAUCUAAUAUCUGUCCCUGGUUAUUGAAUGGGAAUGAACCAGUUGGUUCUUCAGACCCUGAUGAUGAUGAUUUUGACUAUUCUACUAUUCCCGUCUAUCGUUUUUUGGGUUAUUUUAGCAUCAUUGGACUUUUAAGAGUUCAUUGUUUACUUGGUGACUACAAGUUGGCGUUGAUGGUUCUUCAACCAUUGGACUUUGAUGACAACACUGCGUUGUUUACUCGGGUGACGGCUUGUUAUAUUUCACUGUAUUAUUAUAUGACAUUUGCUUUUCUUAUGCUGCGAAGAUAUGAAGACGCAGUUCGAGUAUUGGGCUCAACGUUACUUCAUAUUGGAAGGAUAAAACAACAUCAUACACGUUCCUAUCAAUAUGAGCAAAUUCAUAAGCGAACCGAUCAGAUGUUGGCACUUUUGGCCAUCAGUUUGGUAUUCUCUUCUCAGAAUGUUGACGAAUCGGUGAACAGCAUGUUGCGAGAAAAGUUUGGAGAUAAGAUGACUCGCAUGCGUCAAGGUGAAGAAUCCGUUUUUGAAGAGUUGUUUAUCUAUGCUUGUCCCAAGUUUGUUUCUCCUUGUUCACCUGAUUAUGAUCGUCCCAUGGAUCGACAUAUGGAGGCAUCCUAUUUACAGACCAAGACAUUUAUGAGAGAAGUUCGUCAAAGAUUGGCGGUACCGGAAGUGAAAAGUUUUCUUAGUUUGUAUACCAGUAUCGAAUUGUGCAAGUUGGCACAGUUCAUGGAAACUACGGAGGAAAUAUUUAGAAGCUUUUUGCUUUGUUUCAAACAUAAGACGUUUGUGUUUUGUGGGUCUCCUGGACAGGCACCUGCAGAAGGAAGCUUUGUAUGCUGUGCGCCUGUUAGUUUCUUUGUGGAUAAUGACGUGGUUCGAGUAAUGGAUACCAAGACAGAGAGCAAGUUUGGGGAAUAUUUUUUACAGCAUAUUGGCAAGUUGCAAGAGUUUAUACAAAUAUUGGAACAAAAAAAGAAGUCGUCGACUUCAACGGAAUAAAACAUCUCCGUUUUCAUCGAUUCAUCAUAGA